UUGAUAUUAACAAUAUAAGCUCAUUAUGUGAAACAAAGAAACCAUAUGAUUUAAGUUUAGAGAAGAAGCGUGUGGAAAUCGUCCAUGGCGGAAUUACCAAGUUCCAAUGAGUCGUCUCCACAGGUGGGCUUGGGUUCUCGUAAGGUGUUGAUCACCGGAGUUAGCAAGGGAUUAGGAAGAGCCUUAGCGUUGGAGCUGGCUAGCCGUGGCCACACCAUCAUCGGUUGUUCACGGGAUCAAACUAAACUUGAUUCUCUUCAGGCUCAGCUUUCUAAUCUUUCUUCCACAAAGCAUUUACUCUGCAACCUUGAUGUGAGAUCGAACACCGAGGUUGAGGAGUUUGCACGAGCUACGGUGGAAAAUGAAUUAGUUCCAAAUAUCAUUGUGAAUAACGCAGGUUUGAUCAAUAGAAAUGGUAAAAUGUGGGAAUUGGACGCACAUGAAUUUGAUAAUGUGAUUGAUACCAAUGUCAAAGGAAUAGCAAAUGUAAUGCGUCAUUUCAUUCCGCUUAUGAUUUCUUCCAACAAAGGGAUUAUCAUCAACAUGUCUUCUAUGGCUGGGAGAGAUUCGCAUGAAUUGAUAGCGCCCUAUUGUGCAUCAAAGUGGGGAGUUGAAGGACUAAGCAAAGCAAUAGCAAAAGAAGUGCCUGAGGGAAUGGGAAUUGUGAGCUUAGAUCCAGGCUUGAUAUAUACUGAUAUGCUCCUUUCAUGUCUUCCUGAUUUUGCUCCCAACUAUCAAUCACCCCAACAUUGGGCAUCCAAAGCAGCGACAAUGAUUCUUAAUCUUACUGCACUACACAAUGGAGCAUCUCUCACUGUUGAAGAUCCAGGCACUUUGCCCAAUCCUUGA
Molecule: messenger RNA, 849 nt
Organism: Cucumis melo (muskmelon)
Lineage: Eukaryota; Viridiplantae; Streptophyta; Magnoliopsida; Cucurbitales; Cucurbitaceae
Product: NADPH-dependent pterin aldehyde reductase-like
Exons: 5
Coding region: 85-849 (254 amino acids)
Biological process (GO): folic acid-containing compound metabolic process
Cellular component (GO): cytosol
Molecular function (GO): oxidoreductase activity, acting on the CH-OH group of donors, NAD or NADP as acceptor
Source: RefSeq, a predicted model, not a curated record